Messenger RNA from Ixodes scapularis (black-legged tick), 1966 nucleotides. RefSeq names its product zinc finger protein 2 homolog. Gene Ontology annotation, biological process: regulation of transcription by RNA polymerase II. Gene Ontology annotation, cellular component: nucleus. Gene Ontology annotation, molecular function: DNA-binding transcription activator activity, RNA polymerase II-specific; RNA polymerase II cis-regulatory region sequence-specific DNA binding. Bases 158 to 1966 code for a protein of 602 amino acids. The transcript has 3 exons. The record is from RefSeq and is a predicted model, not a curated record. Lineage: Eukaryota; Metazoa; Arthropoda; Arachnida; Ixodida; Ixodidae.
AAAAUCUGGUUCGACAAAAGUUCGCGACACCCCUAGUCACAACAAGCUGCGUGGUGAGACAAGUGAGUGAUUUGCACGCAAGAUUCCAAACUCGACAUAAUCGAAGACGUCAACGAACCGAUGUCCUCUGGCCGAUCUGCUUGGAGAAUUUCUAGGCAUGACUGAACGGGUGUUCGAAAACCACUUCUCCGACCACGACGGCAGCUCGGACGUCGUUCUGCCGGACGGAGAGUUCACGAACAAGUUGGAGCGGGAGAGGCGCGUCCUGGAGCUGGCGGGAGUGCUGGAGAAGGACCUUGUCAAGCACACCAACUGGAAUGACGUUUCGGUGUACACCGGCACCACAGGUGAGGGAGAUACAUGCCCGAAGGAGAUCAGCUGCCUAUCAGAGCCCACGACAGGCAUUCUCUUCAAUUGCUGUUUCUGCACCCAUGUCACCAGGGAUCAGCGUGGAAUCCUCACUCAUCUGGUUGACCACGGUGAUGAACAACUCAAGUGCCAGUACUGCUUUGAGUUUUUUUCCAAGGAAGAAGAUUUGAGAUGCCACGCUGAGAUUCACAAGCCAGAAAGAAAUUUUGGCUGUCAACUAGGCCCAGCAGCAUUCUGGAAAAAUAGUCCAUUGGUCAAUCGCGUUCAAGCCCACACUGGUAAAAAACCUCCCAGAUGCCAGGAAUGCCUGCAAACACUUUCUCUGUGUAAUUGCCUGAGGUCUCAUAUACAAGACCAGACGAGCAAAAAACUUUUCAAAUGUGAGCUAUGUCCCCAGGCCUUUAGGGAGAAUGCAAAGCUGACCCGCCACAUUCGGACGCACACAGGCGAGAGACCUUACAAAUGCGAGCACUGUCCCCUAGCUUUUAGCGACACUCAGAAGCUGACUUGCCACAUUCGAAGUCACACAGGUGAGAGGCCUUACAAAUGCGAGAUAUGUACCCAAGCCUUUAGCCAUAGAGGAAAUCUGACACGGCACAUUAGAACGCACACAGGCAAGAGACCUUGCAAAUGCAAGCAGUGUCCCCAAGCCUUUAGUCGGAGCCUGAAGCUGACCAGCCACGUUCAUACGCACACGGACGAGAGACCUUACAAAUGCGAACAAUGUCCACAAGCAUUUAAUAGGCUUGGAAACCUGAUCCGUCACAUUCGAAAACACACAGGCGAAAAACCUUACAAGUGUGGGCUAUGUCUCCAAGCCUUUAGUGAGAAUGCCAAGCUGACCCGCCACAUUCGAAUGCACACUGGCGAGAGACCUUACAAAUGCGAGCAGUGUCCCCUAGCCUUUAGUGACAGCCAGAAGCUGACUCGCCACAUUCGAACUCACACAGGUGAGAGACCUUACAAGUGUGAGCUAUGUCCCCAAGCCUUCAUCUCUAGAGAAGAUCUUAAACUACACAUUCGAACGCACACAGGCGAGAGACCUUACAAAUGCAAGCAGUGUCCUCAAGCCUUUAGUCGGAGCCUGAGGCUGACCAUCCACAUUCGAAUGCACACAGGCGAAAAACCUUACAAAUGCGAGCGAUGUCCGCAAGCAUUUUGUGCGCGUGGGAGCCUGGUCCGCCACAUUCGAAAACACACGGGUGAAAGACCUUACAAAUGUGAGCUAUGUCCCCAAGCCUUUAGUGAGAAUUCAAAGCUGACCCGCCACAUUCGAACGCACACAGGCGAGAGGCCCUACAAAUGCGAGCAGUGUCCCCAAGCCUUUAGUGACAGCCAGAAGCUUACCCGCCACAUUCGAAGUCACACAGGUGAGAGACCUUACAAAUGUGAACUAUGUCCCCAAGCCUUUAGCCGUAGAGAAAAUCUGACACUGCAUAUUCGAACGCACACAGGCGAAGGACCUUACAAAUGCAAGCAGUGUCCCCAGGCCUUUAGUGAGAAGCUGAAGCUGACCCGCCACAUCCAAACGCACAUGGUUAAAGAUCUCACAAAUGUGAGCAGUGUCUCAAAGCCUUUAGUCAAAGUGAAAAGGUGA